AUGACAACACGAAAAAAAAUUAAAAAUAAACUCAAAUUUCGAUGGCAUGUUAAAAAACCGAAUCAAAAACAAAAUAAUGAUACUAAUGGACAUAUUGAACCACAGGAUUGGAUAAAUCGUCAUGAUUUUAUUGAUGCAAAUCAACAAAAACCAGAAAAUAAAAUUCAAAUACGAUUAAAAUUUCAACCUAUUUUUAAAGCACUUGCACUUCAUAGUUUUUAUGCACAGACCAGCAGAGAAUUGUCUUUUAAAAAAGGCGAUAUACUUCUUGUCCUAAGGCGUAUUAAUGAUGAUUGGCUUGAAGGUGAAUAUCAAGGUUCAAUCGGUAUAUUUCCACUUAAUCAUGUUGAAUUAUUUCCAAUUGAAAUCAAUAAACAAGAUGAUUAUUUAAAUGAAUAUGAAUAUGACUAUGAUAUUGAAGGUGAAGCUAUUGUGAAAUAUGAUUUUAUACCACAACAAACAUUUGAGUUACAAUUACGAAAGGGUGAUAAAGUAAUUCUAUUACGAAAAAUUGAUAAUUAUUGGUAUGAAGGACGUCUCAAUCAUAUUGAAGGCAUUUUUCCUGCAGCUUAUGUUGAAACAUUAAAAGAACCAGCAGAUAUUUUCUCAAAAAAAUCUCAUCAAAAUGAACGUGCUCAAAUAUCAAAACAAAAUUCUCCUGAUUUAGAAGAACCAUCUGUUGAACAAAUAAGUAUUAUUCCAGACUUAUCAUUACCACCUAUGCGAAAAUGUCAAGUACUUUAUGAUUAUACACCACAAAAUCCAGAUGAACUUGAAAUUCAUGUUGGAGAUAUAAUUAAUAUAAUUGAAAUGUGUGAUGAUGGUUGGUAUUGUGGAAUGAUGGAAAAAUCAAAUCAUGAUAAUAAAAUGAAAUUUGGAACAUUUCCAGGAAAUUAUGUUAAAUUAUUAUCUUAA
Molecule: messenger RNA, 915 nt
Organism: Rotaria sp. Silwood1
Lineage: Eukaryota; Metazoa; Rotifera; Eurotatoria; Philodinida; Philodinidae
Source: the annotation of a GenBank genome assembly